GUUCCCGCAGCGGUGGUGAACCCGCGGCAGGCCAGACCCAGGGGGAACCUCAUAAAUGCCGCUGGGAAGGACUCUGUGGUGGGAGUGUUCUGGAACUUGGCAGAAGUCGAUACAAAAGAAGAGAUUAAAAGCUUUUCUAAAGAAUUGAAAAUUGGCGCUGAGCGCUGGGGGUGUGGAAGGAGGCCUGUGCUCUUGUAUGCGCUCGGAAGUGAGGAGAUGGGGGCCGCUGGCUCUUCCUGGCGUUAGGGAAACAUUAACUUGGGAGUUACGCUAUCAGCUGGGGCUAAAAGGUGAGGAAGCACUUUGCAGAAAGCAGUUUAAAUGGGCACAAACGACAAUGCAAAUCCCUGUUUUUACAGUUGAUGCUUUUACAAACCGGCCGUUUUUUGGAAAUCCUGCUGCAGUUUGUCUGCUUGAAAAUGACUUGGAUGAAGAUUUGCACCAAAAAAUUGCAGUGGAAAUGAACCUUUCAGAAACUGCUUUCAUCAGAAAACUGCACCCUGGAGAUGACUUUACUAAAAGUUCCUGCUUUGGACUCAGAUGGUUCACCCCAGCCAAUGAAGUUCCUCUCUGUGGUCAUGCUACACUUGCAGCAGCUGCCGUGUUGGUUCACAUACAAAAAAACAAAAAUUCAGUUCUCACAUUUGUGACGCUGAGUGGGGAAUUAAGAGCCAGACAAGUGGAAGAUCAUAUUGUCCUGGACUUACCGCUUUACUUAGCCUACCCACAGGUACUUCAGGAAGUAGAAGAGUUAAUAAAGGCAGCUGUUGGUGACAUGAUUGUUCAAGAUCUUUGUUACUCUCCUGACACGCAAAAACUCCUAGUCCGCCUCAGUGAUGCUUAUGAAAGGUCUGUGUUGGAAGAACUACAAGUGAGUGCACAACGCUUUUGAUCAGCUGAAAAGACAGGAAAGGUGAAAGGACUCAUACUCACUCUUAAGGGAAAUUCCAGUGGAAAACGUAAAGGCCAUGAUUUCUACUCCAGAUAUUUUGCACCUUGGUAUGGAGUUCUGGAAGACCCUGUUACAGGAUCUGCCCAUGCUGUCUUAAGCAGCUACUGGUCGGAGCAGCUGGGGAAGAAAGAAAUGCUUGCUUUUCAAUGUUCCCGCUGUGGAGGAGAGUUGAAGAUUUCGUUGCGUAAUGAUGGAAGAGUUGACAUUGCAGGGCGAGUUGCUAUUGUUCUAAAAGGAGACCUGACUUUCUGAAAAAAAAAAAAAAGCCACAAAAAACUCAAGCA
This is a messenger RNA of Pezoporus occidentalis (night parrot), 1236 nucleotides long. It is a transcript of the gene PBLD, whose product is annotated as phenazine biosynthesis like protein domain containing. The record is from RefSeq and is a predicted model, not a curated record. Gene Ontology annotation, cellular component: cytoplasm. The transcript has 9 exons. Gene Ontology annotation, biological process: biosynthetic process. Gene Ontology annotation, molecular function: isomerase activity. NCBI's taxonomy places the organism in Eukaryota, Metazoa, Chordata, Aves, Psittaciformes, Psittacidae.